AUGAUAUUUUCACUAUACAUAAUCAAUAAAGCAGGCGGUCUCAUAUAUCAAAAGAAUUUUAGUGAAGGACUAAAAAAGUUGACUGCCAAUGAAUAUCUGGUGCUUGCUGGAACAUUUCAUAGUGUUCAUGCUAUAACAUCGAAGAUAUCACCGGUUAGAAAUGUUACUUCAAGUGGCCUAGAAGUACUAGAAGCUGAUACAUUCAAAUUGUAUUGUUAUCAGACACUAACAGGCACAAAAUUCCUAAUAAUCGCUGACUCCAAUCACCCAAAUAUUGAUCUCGUGUUGCGUCGUACCUAUGACGUAUACAGUGACUUUGUGAUGAAGAAUCCUUUUUAUACGCCUGAAAUGCCGAUACGUAGUGAAUUGUUUGAUAUGAAUCUGGCGAAAUUGAUUAAACAAGUAGGAGGAUAG
Molecule: messenger RNA, 414 nt
Organism: Ambispora leptoticha
Lineage: Eukaryota; Fungi; Glomeromycota; Glomeromycetes; Archaeosporales; Ambisporaceae
Source: the annotation of a GenBank genome assembly